AGCAUGCCGCCACAGCCGCUCUUUACAGGACCUAUUACGUUCUUGUCCCUCACUGUCCUCUCCUGCGGCCACGGACGCACGCGUAUUUAUCCUAGCUCGACCUCAGGGUCCUAUGGAAAGCCAGCUCAAGGCCAAGGUCACUGCUAGGGUCGACUAUGACAGAACAGAACCUCCCUCCCCCCUUGACAUGCAAGCGGGGACUCUGUCGCCGCCCAACAUGAUGAGACCAAAGGCGAAGGUGAACAGCAGCGCGCAUAUAGUUGCUCGCAAGGCACCAAGGGGUCCGUCCCCUUCAUCCGCGACUCGGAGUAGCUUCGCACCUCCACCACUCCCCCCGUUUCCCAACAAAGCGUCCCAUCCUGCCUUUACGCGUGCACCUUCGUCGACCAGUGUUGUCGUGAAGGCACGUCUGACCCAUCGUGCGGGAGCGCAGCGCCCCUCGACGUUCUCCGCCGACGCUCAUCAGCGUUCCUUGACCACGAUACCUUCGGACUCUACUCUCUCCUCACGGACCCGACAGCGCCGAGGAAGCAUAUCGUCCCAUGUCUCCUACGCUUCUCAUUCCUCCGCCGUCUCGCAUGCAGCCUCUUCAGCACAAUUUGAGGCGCUUGGCCGCACGCAAUCAAGAGGAGGGACGGUCUCUCAUGAGGAGAACGGGUCUCUUGUACCAGGCUCAGGGAAGGGAGUCGUGCGCGUCAAGUCUAAGAUAUCCAAUCCUCCUUCACCUUCGUCCAUCACCUCUUCGCCGCCGUCAUUUGCUAGCCGGAAUCAUCAUGGACGGACACCCUCCAUACCAUACAUCUCGCUAACGGGAUCGUUGCCAGCGAGUGGUGCUGCCUCUCCGACUUUCAUACCAGCGCGACACUCUAUUCAUUUUGACGGUCUCGCCGCUGCAACCAAGAUCGAUCCGGCGACUAUACCCCUCCCUCCCCAAUCACCACCAAUGUCCGCUGUAUCGUACUCCUCACGAUCCUCUGCAUCUCGUUCGUCCGCAUCCUACGACUCUCGCAGCUCGGAUGGCAGUAAUAACACUGCCCCAAGACCGCAUUCACACGUAAACGGGGAUGCACAAGUCAAGACUGCAGAAUAUGCACCGAUGCCGAGAGCAAGUAUGGACAAUUUGGCAGACAUAACGGCGAGGAACCCGGGUUCUCCGAAUCUUCCCAGUGACACUUGUUCCGAUGGCAGUAAUAGCUCUGGACCCCAUGAUCUCGAGGACGAUCUAGACGAUCCAGACCGCAAGAGGAAAGACGAAGCGAAGUCUAAUCGCAAGAUUGCGGACCUGGAGAUUUCUAAUCAUUCCUUGCUUGCCAUCAACUCCUCCCUUGAAGCUGCGAAACAUCGACAGGCCAAGGAGAUCCGCGAUCUUAAGCGGAAGCUGCGCGAAUCGCUGCUCAUACUCCCGCCUCCCGUAUAUCAGGCGGCGAAGUCGACCUUGCCGCAACAUAUCACAGCGGAGGAGGAGGAGGAUGGCGAGGAUGAUGAGGAAGAUCAAGCGAUCAUCGAUGGAAAGGACGAUGAGCCAUAUCGGCGUGUGAAGUUGAUGGUUGAGAGUCUCGUCGAGUCUUGCCAGCGAGCGCUAUCUUCUAAGCCCAGCGACUUUGUUGAGAGCGGUAAGAGUGGAACGAAGGUGCUCACUGCUGAGGAAGUGCGAUCGUGGCGAGGUGACAUGAGCGUCGAUGAGCCAGACGUAGAGGUGCGUUCGACACUAGACGCUGAUUUGGAUGACGAUUCGUCCCUACGGGGAGCAGAGGAGAGCAUAGAUGAUCAGCCGCGGACGUUAGAUGGCGCUGAUCUGCAUAGUAAUGGUGAAGUUGGAGCGUCGUCGUUCGAAGCAGAGGCAGCUGGCUCCUCUGUAUCGUUACCUCCAAUCACGGUUACGCCCUCAUUAUAGGUCAAGUGGUCCUGCUGACUAUAAUCCGGCUCUAUGCUGUCACUGCACUGUAUACACCUUCUGGAUUUAUACCCACGCAUAUUUCUGUCUCGUCACCUCGCAUUAGUACGUGAACGCCUGAAUGACGUAUAAUACUAGUAUCAGCAUGCCUGCAUGUUGCUGUUAAUCCCACCUCAUACUGCUCGUAACAGACUUGUUUAACCGUCAUUGAUACAUGUUCCUGUUGUUAUUUACAGAUGAUGAUACUGAGUCUCAAC
Molecule: messenger RNA, 2151 nt
Organism: Laetiporus sulphureus 93-53
Lineage: Eukaryota; Fungi; Basidiomycota; Agaricomycetes; Polyporales; Laetiporaceae
Exons: 3
Coding region: 113-1894 (593 amino acids)
Source: RefSeq, a predicted model, not a curated record